Messenger RNA from Saprolegnia parasitica CBS 223.65, 1021 nucleotides. RefSeq lists its product as hypothetical. The record is from RefSeq and is a predicted model, not a curated record. The coding region runs from base 5 to 988 and encodes 327 amino acids. NCBI's taxonomy places the organism in Eukaryota, Oomycota, Saprolegniomycetes, Saprolegniales, Saprolegniaceae. The transcript has a single exon.
GCCGAUGUCCCAAGCUGUGAGCGCCAUGGAGCCGACGGAGCUGCGCUACAUGACGGACUCGCUCCCGACGCCGCAAAUGACAGCCAAGGAGCGCGCGGAGCAGCGGCGGCUCGAGUGCAUGAUCAACCAGCGCCGGUACCGUGCACGCAAGAAGGCGCAGCACGAAGACACCGUCGCGAGCAUCAAGCGCACCAAGGAAGAGAUCCGGCGCCUCCACGAGCUCGCCCUUGUGCUCCAAAACACGCACAUGACCCGGCACAUUCAAGCCGGCAACUACCGCCACGACGCCAUCGCGUCGUACGUCAAGAUAUUCCAGCACGGCUUGGCGCUCCGCGACAGCGCCAAGUUCAACGACCAACUGCAGCUGCUCUCGGGCGUCAUGAGCGAAAACUUGCUCUUCAACGGCGAAGUUGGCAUUCCGUCGCUCGUCGCGCAGUGGCGCGCGGGCGGCCAGCUCUUUUCCCGCGUUGAAAUGCGCACGCUCGAGCUCCAAGUCAUUGGCGCCGAGCACAACGUGGUGACCGUGACCGGUACCAUGCGCACGGCCAUCAACCGGCACACGAUCGCUGCGCUGUUUCCCCACGUCUUCAAGCGCGAAGACGUCGCCCAAAAGCUCAUUGCGACUGGCCUCUUUUGCGAACUCCGCAUGUCGUUUCUCUUUGACGACGACCUUGUCUCGGUCAUGGACUCGGAGAUCAACGUUAUGAGCGGCUUGUACCACGCGCUCGGCGACCUCGAGGCAAUGAGCUUUGUCGCGCACGCCGAAGGCGGCAGCAAGAUGCUCUCGGACGGCACGAUUUUGUACAAUGACGUGGCACCCGUCGACGACUUCAACGCAGUGUCCGAGGUUGUCGAGCCCAUUCCGGUCGGCAUCGCGGACGCGCCGGUGCAUCCCGAGAGCGAUGACGACGGUGGUCAUGUCACCAAAGAGAAAGCCUCGAUCGACUUUCUGCUCGUGCCGUCGAGUAGUGAUGAUGUCGCGAACUAGUGUAACUAUCAAUCCUGUAUUUGUUGUUGACCA